Paralichthys olivaceus (Japanese flounder) is the source of this 1471-nucleotide messenger RNA. Its product is annotated as galectin-4-like. Lineage: Eukaryota; Metazoa; Chordata; Actinopteri; Pleuronectiformes; Paralichthyidae. Gene Ontology annotation, molecular function: carbohydrate binding. The record is from RefSeq and is a predicted model, not a curated record.
GUUCCGGCUUUGGAAAAGUUGUUUUCCUCGAACAGACAAGGAAUGUUAAGAUAAGUUUAACUUAGUCACUCAAGUAUAGUACUUAAGUACAAAUUAAAGGUUAAUUUGCUUCUAGGGCCGCCAAAGUAAAUAUGGUGAUGCAUGCCUGGGUUUGUUCCCUGACCAAGCCCCUACCUCAUCACUGGUAUAAAACCAGGCUUCCAGCAGAGAUCAUCUCCUGACACAAGCCUCCUGUUUCUGUCCGUGCAUCCGUCUCACAACUGCUGUCAUGACCUUUGUUGCUCCUCCUGGCUAUCAGCCCGUCUAUGGACCUAGCAUUCCUUACCUGGGGCCCAUUUAUGGAGGCCUGAGGGAGGGGACGUCCAUCUACCUGCAGGGCUCCAUCCCCGAGAACAUAACCAGAUUCUUUAUCAACCUGCUGUGCGGCGAGUCCGAGUCCAGCGAUGUCGCCCUCCACUUCAACCCUCGAUUUGACGGCUGGGACAAAGUGGUCUUCAACACUUGUCAGAAUGGAUCCUGGGAAUCGGAGGAGAAGAUCCGCAGCAUGCCCUUCUGCAAAGGAGAGCCCUUUGAGAUGGUCAUUAUGAGCACGUCACAAGGCUACCAGAUCAAAGUCAAUGGAAACGACUUCCACACCUUUGAACACCGUAUUCCUCUGCAGAGAGUUUGUGCGAUGCAGAUCGCUGGAGAUGUUUCAAUCCAGACCAUCAACGUCAUUGGGGGUGGAAUGGGAGGAGGCAUGGGAGGAGGCAUGGGAGGAGAAUAUCCAGGAGGUGGCAUGGGGGGAGGAUACCCAGGAGGAUACCCGGGAGGAGGCAUGGGAGGAGGCAUGGGAGGAGGCAUGGGAGGAGGAUAUCCUGGAGGCGAAAUGGGGGGUGGCUAUCCAGGAGGCAUGGGAGGUGGAAUGGGGGGAGGAUACCCAGGGUCGAACCUGCCGGGUAUGGGUGGGCAGCCAGUCUACAACCCUCCUGUGCCCUUCGCCAACAUGAUCCCAGGAGGGAUGUUCCCAAAGAAGACCCUCAUCAUCCGAGGCAUGGUGCCCUAUGGUGCAGACAGAAUGUCCAUCAACUUUGUGGCUAGCAGAUCGCGGGACAUCGUUUUCCACAUGAACCCCAGAGUGAGGGAAGGGGUUGUGGUGAGGAACAGCAUGAUUGGAGGAACCUGGGGUCAGGAGGACCGAGAGCUCACCAUGAACCCCUUCAUGGAGGGACAGUACUUUGACAUGUCGAUUCGCUGUGGGAACCAGAGGUUUAAGGUGUUUGUGAACGGGCAGCACCUGUUUGACUUCUUCCACCGCUUCCAGUCCUUCAAUGAGAUCGACAAGCUGGAGAUCGAUGGCGACGUGCAGAUCUCGUACAUCCACUUCUGAGAAGCACUGAUGUAUAAAUCCUAUGUUUCAUGCAUGUGUCAGUGUUGUUCAAUAAUCCUGCUGUAUGAACACAAAUCUAAAUAAGACAAAUGGUUACCUCAU